Molecule: messenger RNA, 1104 nt
Organism: Dothidotthia symphoricarpi CBS 119687
Lineage: Eukaryota; Fungi; Ascomycota; Dothideomycetes; Pleosporales; Dothidotthiaceae
Product: epoxide hydrolase-like protein
Exons: 5
Coding region: 1-1104 (367 amino acids)
Molecular function (GO): catalytic activity
Source: RefSeq, a predicted model, not a curated record
AUGACUGUCGAGCCAAUUAACCCCGGAAACGAUGCGCGCGUGCAGCACAAAACCGCGGUGCUGAACGGACAGACGUAUCAGUACCUGUAUGCAGUGCCCAAGUCUGGAGAAUGGAGGGAUACUGUGUUUCUGAUCCACGGAUGGCCCGACCUCUCAAUGGGCUGGCGAUACCAGAUCCCCUUCCUCGUGGACCUAGGGUUCCGCGUCGUAGCGCCCGACAUGAUGGGCUACGGCGGCACGGACGCGCCCCAAGCGCCCCCAAACCCAAUAAACCUCUACGGCCUCAAGCGCGCCUCAGACGACAUCGCCGCCCUAGCAAAAGAAGUAGACGCCCCGACCAUCAUCCUAGGCGGCCAUGACUGGGGAGGUUUCGUAAUCUGGCGCGCAGCCGCCUACCACCCCAAGCUCAUCACACACAUCUUCUCCGUGUGCACGCCCUACUCCGCGCCCAGCGAGCAGUACAUCUCGACCGAAGACCUGGUCAAGGGCCCGCUGCCGCAGUUCGCAUAUCAGCUGCAUUUGGCGUCGGGUGAGGUGGAGAAGAGCGUACGUGAUGAGACGUCGAUACGGCAGUUUCUCAAGGGCAUGUAUGGGGCGCGGGGACCGGGCGGGGAGGUCGUGUUUGAUCCUGCGAAGGGGGUGGUGGGGGAGAAUCUGCCGCUUGUGGGGGAGAGUCGGCUUUUGGGCGGGGAGGUCCUCGAAUACUAUGUUGCGCAAUAUGUGCGUCACGGCAUACAUCCCACCUGUUCGUCCCCCCCUCCCCUUCUAUCCCUUAUUCAGCAUGUCAGUCCGCUAACCCCAAGCCCGAUAAUAGUAAACUGGUACCGCACGCGCCACGCAAACUGGGAAGAAGACAAAUCCCUCCUCGACAAAAAGACAAUCAACCAACCCACCCUCUUCAUCCAGGCCACGCAGGACUCGGUGCUCAAGCCCGAGAUGUCGCGCGGCAUGGAGGCGCUGGUGCCGCAGCUGACGCGGGGCGAGGUCGCCGCGUCGCAUUGGGCGCUGACGCAGACGCCUGCGGAGGUUAAUGAGAUUUUGGGGAAGUGGUUGGAGGGGCAGGGGUUGGUGGGCGAGGGGAAGGCUGGGAAGAGUAGUUUGUAG